This is a messenger RNA of Ceratosolen solmsi marchali, 1563 nucleotides long. RefSeq lists its product as uncharacterized. Bases 1 to 1563 code for a protein of 520 amino acids. NCBI's taxonomy places the organism in Eukaryota, Metazoa, Arthropoda, Insecta, Hymenoptera, Agaonidae. The record is from RefSeq and is a predicted model, not a curated record. The transcript is spliced from 7 exons.
AUGACAUCAAAACAUUCUUGGCCAACAUUUUCUUCUGAAUUAUUAAAUGAUUUAAAUUACGAGUAUGAUAUCGAAAAUUCUAAUAACGAUAAGAAGACAAAUGGAUGCAAGAUUAAAGGAAAUAGUUACGAUGAACACAAUGACAAAUAUAUGAAUAUAACUUGCAUAUCGAUGAAAUUGAAUAAGUUUCAAACAUUCGAUUGUCAAAGGAUUAAAGCAGAUAUAUACAGUAACUAUUACAAAAUAUGGCCAAAAUGUAAAGAUCAAAAUACCAAUACUACCCAGACACUUACACAUGAAAGGCAAUCUGAUAAAGCAAUACAGUGUUCGAAAAGUAAUGAGUUUCUGCAGAUCUCACCUGACAUUAAAUUUGCUUCACGAUCAUCACUUGUAAUAAAUAUGGAUCCUAAGAACGUUAAGUAUCGGCAAUAUCAUCAACAACAUCGUUGCUCUGAACAUAUAUCGAAACGGAAAUUUAUUACAUCGGUCGUACCAUCACUAGAAUAUAUUGCUAACUACAAACCGAAUUUUUAUGACGAAAAUAAACAAAAUUUUCUUAAUUUGCGAAGUUUCUCUACUAGUGCAACAUUUGGUUUUCAGAAAAGAAUUUUGAAAACUCGGCGUGUAGCUGAUAAUGUGGACAAUACUUUAGAAGAUAAAGAUAAUGUCCGUAUUGAAAAUGAUUUGAUCUCAUUUCGUCAUAAUAAUAGGUCCAAGAUGACAAAAAAAUUGAGAUCCAGAAAUUUAGAAAAAAGCGAUAUUCUUAUGGUUAAAAAGAUUCUUCUAGAUGAUUACAUUACGGAGGUUAGAGAGAUUAUUCAUCCAGAGGGUUCUAAAAUGGAAGGAUCGCAAGAAACAAAAAUUCUCGAAAAUGUAAAGAAAAGAAUGGACAUGGAUCCGGUGGAAGUGAAAUUUUCAGCGUCGAUGCAGGAAUUUAUGUGCCCGACGUUAUCGUCUAGAAGCAGCAAUUGUUGCUCAUUUAUUCCCUAUAGUGAUGACUGUGAUAAAAAUGUAUUCCUCGGUAAAAGUAAUCCUUUUUUUGAUAAAAAUUUAAAAAUUGUAUGUGAAUUAAAAAAAGUAAAAAAGAAUCAUCCGUGCAACCUCGAAGUUAAGUCUAGUCUCUCAACAGAUUUAGGUGUCCAAGUGGAUUUUUCGCAUCUUUAUAAUGACUGGCAGUCGUUAAAUGAUCUCAAUGUUAACACAAGCCAAGAUGAAAUCGCGAAAUUGUCCUCUAGGAGUUACAGUGACGAUGUCUUAUACCAGCGAGUCGAAAACGCCGUUCGGAUAUUUACUGAAAAGCUAAUAUUGUGUGAAAGACGAAUCGGCGAUCGUUCGAAAAUACAGAAGCGACAACAGGAUGAGCGAUGGGUAGAUCACGAACCUUCUAUCUCCUUUUCGGAUAUACUGGCAACAGAUCAUAGCGCUAAUAACACCUGUAUUUAUCCGUCAAAUGCAUGCUGUACCAGUGAAGAUGAACAGAUAUCAGGAAUUUCGACGUCAUCCUUCAUUUCUCUCACUGAUUCGGAGAUUCUUCCAGCUUUCAAAAUGUCAAUUUUAAAAUAA